AUGCCGGGCUCCACCGGGCAGCCCGACGCGGGCGGCGCGGGAACCGGGACCACCGCCGGCGACCCCGGGCAUCCGCACCCUGCGCUCCCGGGAGCGGAGGAUGCCGCGCCCCGGCCGCCACCCGAGCCCGACGACGCGGCCGCUGCGCUGCGCCUGGCGCUGGACCAGCUGUCCGCGCUCGGGCUGGGGGGCGCGCGCCCCGGAGAUGAGGAGGGGACGGCGACGCGCGGCGCAGACGGGGCGGCGGAGCGCGGAGAGGAUGGGCCCGCGCCCCCCGACGAGCUCGAGGCGGCCGUGGCGCCCCCGGUGACUGGUGCGCCCUCGAUGGGCGUGGGACCCUCGAUGACCGGUGCACCGUCGAUGGUCGUGGCACCCUCGGUGACUUGUGCACCCUCGAUGGCACUGGCACCGUCGGUGACCAGUGCACCCUCGAUGGCCGUUGGACCCUCGGUGACUUGUGCACCCUGUAUGGCUGUGGCACCCUCGGUGACCAUGGCACCCUCGAUGGCACUGACAUCCUCGGUGACCGUAGCACCCUCAGUGACUGUCGGACACUCGGUGACCCUGGCACCCACGAUGCCCGUGGCUUCCUCGGUGGCCCCCGGCGGGCUGCCUCUUCUGGACCCCGACGUGAGCCCCCGGCCAUCUCCCCCAGAUGUGUUCGCCAGCUUCGCGCCACACCCGGCCGCCCUGGGUCCCUCGACGCUGCUGGCUGAGCAGUUGAACGUGAUCGGCAGUCGCAAGAAGGGCGUGAACAUGACCGAGUGUGUGCCGGUGCCCAGCUCCGAGCAUGUCGCGGAGAUCGUGGGUCGCCAGGGGUGCAAGAUCAAGGCCCUACGUGCCAAGACCAAUACCUACAUCAAGACGCCAGUGCGCGGCGAGGAGCCGGUCUUCAUCGUGACUGGCCGCAAGGAGGAUGUGGAGAUGGCCAAGCGUGAGAUCCUGUCGGCCGCCGAACACUUCUCACUUAUCCGCGCCACGCGCAGCAAGGCGGGUGGGCUGUCAGGGGCCACCCCAGGGCCCCCCAACCUGCCAGGCCAGACUACCAUCCAGGUGCGCGUGCCCUACCGCGUGGUGGGACUUGUGGUGGGGCCCAAGGGCGCCACCAUCAAACGGAUCCAGCAAAGGACGCACACAUACAUCGUGACCCCGGGGCGCGACAAGGAGCCCGUGUUCGCCGUGACCGGGAUGCCAGAGAACGUCGACCGGGCGAGAGAGGAGAUUGAGGCUCACAUCACGCUGCGCACUGGGGCCUUCACCGACGCGGGGCCCGACAGCGACUUCCACGCCAACGGUACCGACGUGUGUCUGGACCUGCUGGGAGCCGCAGCCAGCCUCUGGGCCAAGGCCCCCCACCCAGCACGGAGGCCCCCCACAGCCACCAGCAGCCUGCGUGGGGACAGCGCCCUGGGUGCAACCAGCUCUUCUGAGCCCUUCUAUGUGGGCAGCCGUGGAGGGCCACCGCUGCCGGACCCAAGUCCCAGCAGCCCCUAUGGGGGCUCUGGCAACGGGGGCUUCACGUUUGGCGGGGAUGGGCCCGGUGCCCCCACGGGGACAGCCGCCCCCGAAGAUUGCGACUUUGGUUUUGACUUUCUGGCGCUGGACCUGACGGUGCCUGCCGCGGCCACCAUAUGGGCGCCCUUCGAGCGAGCCGCGCCCCUGCCAGCCUUCAGCGGCUGCCCCACGGUUAAUGGGGCACCCGCACAACCCAACACAGGUACCCGGCGCAGCAGCGGCGGGGCCGCCAGCACGCCACGCCACUCACCCACCCUACCUGAGCCCGGAGGACUGAGCCUGGAGCUGCCGCUGGCGCGUCGCGGCGUCCCAGAUCCAGUGGGUGCUGUGCCGUGGCGACCCCCACAGAGCACACUGCCGCCCUUCUCCACGACCCCCUCUCUGCCCAACACCACCCCGGCGUCCUCCACCCUGGACACCGUGGCCUCAGAGGGCAGCCACAAGCCAUCUACCACAGCGGCGACUUCCUCUGCGCCCACAGUGGCCCCGGGCCCGCCCGCCGCAGCCUUGGCCCGCGAGUGCGUGGUGUGCGCUGAGGGCGAGGCCAUGGCUGCCUUGGUCCCCUGCGGCCACAACCUCUUCUGCAUGGAUUGUGCUGUCCGCAUCUGUGGGAAGAGUGAACCAGAGUGUCCCGCCUGCCGCACGCCGGCUACCCAAGCCAUUCAUAUCUUUUCCUAGUGUACCUCUACUCUUGGGGCAGCCCUGGCUUGGGCCUCGGGGUGGGAGAGGAGGGACAGGGCAGGACUGGGGU
Messenger RNA from Acomys russatus (golden spiny mouse), 2266 nucleotides. RefSeq names its product mex-3 RNA binding family member D (gene Mex3d). Bases 1 to 2193 code for a protein of 730 amino acids. Lineage: Eukaryota; Metazoa; Chordata; Mammalia; Rodentia; Muridae. Gene Ontology annotation, molecular function: RNA binding. The record is from RefSeq and is a predicted model, not a curated record. The transcript is spliced from 2 exons.